Molecule: messenger RNA, 1179 nt
Organism: Magnolia sinica
Lineage: Eukaryota; Viridiplantae; Streptophyta; Magnoliopsida; Magnoliales; Magnoliaceae
Exons: 6
Coding region: 93-812 (239 amino acids)
Source: RefSeq, a predicted model, not a curated record
GACUAAGCUCGCUCGACUGUCUGAGCCUCCGAGGGUUCCGAAGCCCAAAAGCAGAGAGAGAGAGAGAGAGAGAGAGAGAGAGAGAGAGAGAGAUGGGAGGGAAAGGACAGAGGCGGAGGGAGAAGAACUACAAAGCAGCGCACGGAGACAACAGUCGUCUCCCUCCCCCGCCCAAACCCAGCGACCUCGACGCCCUCCCUUCCAAACUCCGCAGGAUCAUCGACUUCAAGACCCCCGCACCCAUCGGGUCUUUAAAAUUUUCAACAGACACCAAACACAAGAGAAGAAAUGGAGAUGUUGCUGGUGACCAAAAAGUGAAUUCCAAGGGGAAGGAUGCUUGUGGUUCUAAUGCCUCCAAGUUUAAAGAGGGUGGUAACAAUGAUAAGAUGAGGGCACCUAACCCUGAAGUGGACAGAGAUGAAAUUACAAAUACGAAUGCACAUGAUAAGAAAAAAGGAAAGAGGAAGAGGAAGGCUGUUGAUGACCUUCGUUUUCAGAAAUUGGGUCAGGAUAUGUCUGCUACUGGCUUAACAAAACGAGAGCGCAAGAAGAAGUACCUGGAAGAAAGAAAGAAGAAACAUAAGAAGGCAAAGACAGAAAUUCUAGACUUUCCCGGGUGUGAGGAAAUAAAAUUUGGGGAAGUUGUUGAAGCUCCACCAAAGUUAAAUUUUCCCAAGGCAUUGAAGACCAUCCAAGGUGCAUCGCAUGAAAGACUCCGUAUACAAGCAGUUGAGGCAUAUAGGAAUCGCAAAGGAUGGGUCUCGAGGCCCGGUGUCCAUCUUCCCCCUGGAACCCCAACCCUGUUAUCUUGAGGCAAGCAGUAAUUCCGGGCUUGAACAUAAAGGCCCUCAUCGAUGUGAAGAGUGAUCAUGGUUCUGUAUUUGACAGUCUUCUUCUUGUCACUGAGCUUGAACCUGAAGAAAUGAAGUAGGACUGCUGCGAAGAUCUUCAUCUGUCUAUACGCAAAUUCCUUCCCCAAACAGAUGCGUGGUCCCGCCUGCUUACAAGUUACGAAGACGUGUGAUGUGGUAUAUGAUGUUCAGUAAAAAGAAAUAGUGGGUCUUUUUUGUUUGAUUAAGCAAUGUUACCGGUGGGACGCACUUUUUCAGCCACUAAAGGAUGUAGGUUCCAUCAUAUGCAUGGUUAGAAACAAACAUAUUAUAGAUGGUUUAAAUUCAA